GCUAACGCGCUCUGUCCUUCUGUUUCUCUCUCUGUCUCUCUCUCUAUUUCUCUCCCCUUCCUUAUGAUUUUCUCUUUUAAGUACACACUCUUUCUUCUUUGAGAGACCAUGUGAAUACUGAAACUGUUUUUAUUUUUGGCUAAAGUUUCUUCAACGCCAAAAAAAGAAAAGAAAAAAUUUCCAUUAAUAAACUGAAACAGAAAAAGAAAAUCUGAGCAAAGAAAAAGAUAAAUGUUCAGAUUACAUAAGCAAAAGUCUGAUAAAUCUGGAGAGAGAUUCGAUUUCAAGUUCUCCAGCUUCCAAGCUCUUCAGGUUCCAAAAGGAUGGGACAAGCUUUUUUUGUCAAUCAUUUCUGUGGAUACUGGCAAAACCAUAACCAAGUCAAGCAAAGCAUCAGUCCGGAAUGGAAAUUGUCGAUGGACGGAGGCCUUUUUGGAGUCUAUUUGGAUUGUACGAGGUGAUAAUUCAAAAGUGAUAGAUGAAUGCUUAUUUAAGCUUGUCGUUGCCAUGGGAUCAUCUAGAUCUGGCUUCCUUGGAGAGGCAACAAUUAACCUUGCAAGCUACAUACGUUCAAAAAGUACUAUUCCUCUUUCAUUGCCGUUGAAGAAAUGUAACCACGGGACAGUAUUACAGGUUAAAAUUCAGUGCUUGACACCAAGAGAAAAACUCAGGGAUGAGCAAUGGAAUCAUACAGAUUCGUAUAUGGAGGAUGGGAGUCUGGAGUAUGAUGAAUUGGAAAACAAAUCAGAUGUUUCUGAUAGUACAUUUACCAGGAGUGUUGGAUCUUCAUCUAGUAACCAUUUAGAGGGUACCAUUCAUCCUGGAGAAAUUUCUAGUAGGGAACCAAGUUUUUCUGCAUCAGACUCCCGCAAUAGCUUUGACUCCUUGGAUGGUUCCUUUAACAGGGAAAAUUACUCCCCUCAAAAUGGGAUUAUGAACAGUCUAAUUGGAAGACAAGAUUCAACUGGUUCUCAAACCAGUUCUCCUCAAGGAUCUUAUUCUUUGAAUGAUUCUUCCAGGUCAAACCACUCAUCCUAUACUCCAAAGGUCUCCAUGUCUGGAUGCCAUCCUCAUAAUCACAGAGAAGACUUGAAUCGGGUUUCACGCCUUGUUCCCUCUUCUCCACUACGUAAUGCUGGUUCAUCUAAAGACUUCUUGGAAGCUGCAGAAAUUACAAUUGGGGAGCUUCGGGCAGAAGCUAGGAUGUGGGAGCAAAAUGCUCGAAAAUUAAUGACUGAUCUGGAAAAUUUGCAGAAGGAAUUAUCUGACCAGUCAAAACACCAAAAACGUCUUGAGGUGGCACUUUCAACAUCACAGGCAGAAUGUGAUAGCUUGAAGCAGGAGGUUGAACGAGUAAAGAUCUUGUUGGAGGAGUCACAGAUGAAACAGGGCGCUGCUGAAAAUUUGAAGUUUCAGAGCAAACAUACUGAAAAUGUUCAAAAGGAGUUGGAAGAUGAGAUAAAGUUUCAGAGUGAGGAGAAUGCUAAUUUAGCUUUACAGUUGAAAAAAACUCAAGAAUCAAAUAUUGAGCUUGUUUCCAUUCUUCAGGAGCUGGAAGAAACCAUAGAAAAACAGAAAGUAGAGAUUAAUAACCUUUCCAGAACAAAAUCUGAAUUUGAAGAAUUAGGAAAGGAUGACUUUGAAUUUGAAGAUAGUAGGCAACUAAAUGCUGGCAAGCAAGUUUUAACAAACCAGGCCAGAAAAUCUUCUGAUUCUGAUAGGGAAAGUGGUAUUGUUGAACACCAAAGACAAGAUUUGCAUGCAGAGAACAGGAAUCUUGAGCUCCAUUUUCUGCAGCUGCAGGAAUCACAUAGGAACUUGGAAAGCACUAUUCUGUUUCUGGAGAAAAGUCUGGAAGAAAAGAACCAUGAAAUGGAGAUUGAACAAGGUCUAAGUAGUCAAUCUCUUAUGGAUUGUGAGGCUGAAUGGAGGGGCAAAUUAGCUGAAAAAGAGGAAAAAAUCACUAAUUUGGAAGUGAAAUUGUCUGAAGCUCUUGAUGGUCAAGCUUUAAAGGAUAUGGGCUCUGAAAAAGAAGGUAAUAGUAAUCUAAUCAAAGAAAUUGAAGCUCUUAAACUGAAGGUGCAGGAACUUGAGAGAGAUUGCAAUGAGCUUACUGAUGAAAAUCUGGAUCUUCUUUUCAAGCUUAAAGAAUCUAGCAAAGAUCAUAGUGCCACCUCUAAUUCUCUUUUACCUGAUCAUCCAGGAAAGAACUCUCCUUCUAGACAUAAAUUAGAAGUAACCUCUUGCAACUAUGAAGGUGAGCUGAAUAAAAAAACUCCUACUGAAGUACAUUCUGCUGAUCACUUGCAUUUUCAAUCUGUAGUUCUUGGAAAUAGAUGUGCUGACCUUGAGCUCCAGUUGGAAGCUUUCAAGGACAAAGCUUCUUAUCUUGAUGGUGAACUGUCAGAAUGUCGUGCCAGAGCAGAAGAACAUGAGAUUGAAAUUGUGGCACUGCAACAACAAUUAGAGCAUUACCAGCAGGCAGAAAUUGAGAGUAAGGAUCAACCUGCUCAUGCCUUUGCAGAAUCCAAAAUUUCUGAAUCAACUGCUGCUGUUGAAAUGUCAAAAUUGCUUGCUGAGUUAGAUGAACCGAUUCAACUUUCUUUAGCUGACUUAAAGCGACAGUACACUCUCAAGUCACAUGCAAAUCCUCAUGGAAUUUGUGGUUCCAAUGACUCACAGAUUUUGAAAAGUACAGAUUUGGUCAGUCAAAAACAGCAAGUUGAGAUUAUCUUGAACAAUUUUGCCCAGCUAAAACAAUUCUUCAGAGAGAAAAGUGCUGUCAGUGAUGACGAAUAUUAUAAAGAGGCCAAAGACUCAGCAGUAAGUACUGAUGACAUCCUGGAUAAAUUGGAGGGUUUUGAAUUAAAGGAAUUAAAUUCUCCAUGCAAAGAAGAUAGUGGUCUAUGGAAGGAAUUGUCAACAAAAAUAUCUGAGAUAGAGAAGCUUAAAUCCGAGAAUUUGCUGAAGGAAGAUGAGCUAGAGGCUUUAAGGUAUCAGCAAAAAGAGUUAGAAGCUCAGGUUUCUUCUGUUCAGAAUGAGAAAAGCCGGUUGGAGGAAAAUAUAGAAAUCAUGCUCAGAGAAGGUGCUGUUACUGCUAAAUGCUUGGAAGGUUUACGAAGUGAAAUGGUGGUACUUAAUAGCAAUAGGGAUUCCCAGAUUUCAGCCAACAAGAUUCUUGUACAGAAAUCUUCAGAGCUUGAAAGUGGUAAGCAGGAACUAGAAGUUCAUUUGUCUGAAUUAGAAGAAGAAAAUGUACAGUUAUCAGAACGGAUAUGUGGUUUGGAAGCACAAUUAAGGUAUCUGACUGAUGAGAGAGAGUCUCAUCGUCUGGAACUACAAAAUUCAGAAUCUCAAGCAAUGAAUUUCAAAGAAGAGAUUAAAAGAUUGGAAAAUGAAAUGGAGGCACAAAAAGUUGAUAUGAGACAGAAGAUGGAAGAGAUGCAAAAGCGGUGGUUAGAAGUUCAAGAAGAGUGUGAGUAUCUGAAAAUUGCGAAUCCCAAACUACAAGCUACUACUGAAAGUCUUAUUGAAGAAUGUAGCAUGCUUCAGAAAGCAAAUGGAGAAUUACGGAAGCAAAAGAUGGAGUUACAUGAACAUUGUGCAGUCUUGGAAGCAGAACUGAAGGAAUCUGAAAAAGUUUUUUCUAAUAUGGUUAAUGAAGUUGAAGCUCUUGAAGAAAAGUAUUCCAUGAUGCUUGAAGAAAUAGCCUCGAAAGAGAAAGCCCUUAAUUUGGAACUAGAAGUACUUCUUCAAGAGAACAAGAAACAGAAAGAGAAACUUGUUCUUGAGGAGAGCCUAUUAAAUCAGAGAUACUUGGAGAAGACAGUUGAAGUUGAUAACCUCCAAAGAGAGGUUACACACCUCACUGAACAGAUAUCUGCAACCCAGGAUGUAAAGGAGAAAACAGCAUCAGAAGCUGUGCUUGAAGUUUCUCAUUUACGUGCAGAUAAAGCAAUGCUUGAAGCUGCUUUACAAGUUGCCCAAGGAAAACUUAAAUUAUCUGAGAGCAAGCUCAAUGCUAUGCAGGUGGAAUGUGAAACUGAGUUACAAGGGCUUAAGGAAGAACUAGCUGCUGCAAAGCAAAAACAAGAAAUAUUGAUGGCAGACCACGAAAAGCUAUUAGAUUUGUUGGAAGAUGUCAAAUCCAAUGAAGACAAACUGAAAGGCACCGUUAGAGGGCUUGAACUAAAACUCAAAGCUUCUGAGUACGAGAAUCAACAGUUAGUAGAAGAAAUCUCUAGCCUUAAAGUCCAAUUGCAGAAAACAACACUCCUUCAGGAUGAAAUUUUAGCUCUUAAAAAAUCAAUAAGUGAAACAAAGUUCGAAAAUGAAAGGCUGGAAGCUUCUUUCCAAAUGCUGUCCAGAGACUAUGAAGAACUUAAGGUUGAAAGAACCCUUUUUGUUCAGAAAAUCUCUAUUAGUCAGAAAGCUGUUUCUGACUUAGAGGAUUGCAGACGUAGGAAAGUUGCCCUUGAAGAAAAGGUCUUACGGCUGCAGGGUGAUUUAACUGCAAGAGAAGCCAUGGGAACUCAGGAAGCUGCACUGAAAAAUGAGCUAGCCCAAAUUAGAAGAGAAAAUAGCCAAUUCCAGAGGAAGAUAAAGUACCUUGAGGAGGAGAAAGAAGAGUGCCUGAAGAAAACACAAGGUCUUGAAGAUGAACUGAAACAGAUUAAACAGGGUCAACGCGAGUCCAAGAAUAGCAUAGAAGAGAACAAUAACCUGCUAUCAAGUGAGAAGCUGUUCACUGGAAUUGACCAAGUACAACAUCAUUUAGAGGAAAAUCAUAGACAGAUUGAUAAGAGUCAAAACUGCAAUAAUGAAACUUCUCAAGAUAAAGGAGUAGAUCUUUUGUCAAAGAUUCAGAAUCUUGAGAAUGAACUUGCAGAAGCUUUAGAGGCAAAUGACAUGUAUAAGAACCAACUUAAGAGUUUGUUGUCAAAGGAAGUAAGCUUCCGUUCAGCUAGCCCUGAGAAGUCAAUAGGUGAAGGGGCUGCAAGAAAGGAUGAGUGCGAGUGCAAGGCCUCCUCAGCGCUUGAGAUGGAGUUGAAAGAAUUACGUGAACGGUAUUUCCAAAUGAGCCUCAAAUAUGCAGAGGUAGAAGACCAGCGGGAGCAACUUGUAAUGCAGCUUAAAGCCGCUAGUGGUAAAAAGAGGUGGUUUUCAUGAAUCAUGGAUAUAACUUUUUGGUCGUAUUCUUUCUCUGGUACUGGCCUCGACGCUGACCAAUUCUCUUCCACCAUUGUGUUUUUCUUGUAUGGUGAUACAGAAUUUUUACUAAGAAAAUUAGUAGUAACGUA
Messenger RNA from Theobroma umbraticum, 5300 nucleotides. RefSeq lists its product as uncharacterized. NCBI's taxonomy places the organism in Eukaryota, Viridiplantae, Streptophyta, Magnoliopsida, Malvales, Malvaceae. The record is from RefSeq and is a predicted model, not a curated record.